Molecule: messenger RNA, 1008 nt
Organism: Rotaria sp. Silwood1
Lineage: Eukaryota; Metazoa; Rotifera; Eurotatoria; Philodinida; Philodinidae
Source: the annotation of a GenBank genome assembly
AUGCAUUCAAAUGUUGUCCUUCAAAGAACUGAUACACGUCGUCUAUCUCCACAAACAACAAGUUCAAGUGGUUAUCAUAGUGAUUUAUCAUCAACAAAUGAAUCACCACAAUCUAUACAUGAAAAUCGAUCUACUAUUAAUAAACAAUCCAAUUAUGUACAAAUAAAUAAAACGAUAAAUAAUAAUAAUAAUAAUAAUAAUAAUAAAUCAUUAAAAACAAAAAAUAUUUCACGUAUAUCAAGUUUUAUACGUAAACAAUAUGAAAGAGCAAAAUCAAAACUAAUAUUAAAAAGACAUUAUCAUCAAUCAUCACCUAUUAAAACAUGUAGUAAAGCAACAUCAACAACACCUUUAAGUUAUUUAUCAGAAAAUAAUAAUAUAAAAUUACGACAAUCAUCACCAAUAUACCAACAAAGUUCAUUUAUUGAACCGUCUAAAAUUCAUUCUAUACAUGUUUAUCCAUUAUAUGAUAAUCAAAUAAGAAUUUCAUCAGAAAAUUAUGCAUCAAUUCAUGAUUGUUAUUCUCAUCAACCAUCACGCCGUUUAUUAUCUUAUUCAAAAAGAAAUAUUAAUAAUCAACAAAAUUCUUAUUCAUAUCAUCGAUUAACAACAGUAAUUAAUCAUGAAAAUCUUACUAAAAAUUAUUUAUCAACGAAUGAUAAUAUAUUUUGUCAGCAAAACUAUUUAAUUAAACCAUCAUUGUGUCAAAAUUAUUAUCCAUAUAAAUAUUUAAAUAAAAAUUAUGAUUUUAAUCGAUCAUUAUAUGAACCUAUAAGUGAUUUUAUUAGUACGAAAAAUAGUGCAUUUAAACCAAUUAAAUUCUAUCGACGUCCUUCUUUACAUAGUACAAGUGAACAAAUAUCACCAUCUGAUGAUCCAUGUGAUCUUGAAGUAGCACAAUAUUUUCAUCCAAAUCCACAAUGGAGUAAUCCAAAUUAUUUUGAUAUUUAUACAAAUGAAGUAUCAACAAAAUUACCGAGAAAAACCUAUACUGAAACAUUAUGUUAA